This is a messenger RNA of Chrysoperla carnea, 1364 nucleotides long. Its product is annotated as D-amino-acid oxidase-like. The record is from RefSeq and is a predicted model, not a curated record. The transcript is spliced from 6 exons. Lineage: Eukaryota; Metazoa; Arthropoda; Insecta; Neuroptera; Chrysopidae. Gene Ontology annotation, molecular function: D-amino-acid oxidase activity; FAD binding. Bases 171 to 1283 code for a protein of 370 amino acids.
UCUGUUUUGCAAUUGAUACGAAAACUCACAUUUAUCAGACAAUGAAACUGAAAUUAAAAAUAUAUCUAUAAAAUAAAUCAAUCAAACAUUCUAUAUUUUAGUAAACUCAGAAAAUAAUUUAAAAUUUAAAGUGUUCUUUUUUAAUUAGAGUGUUAAAAAUUGUGACUAAGAUGAAUACAGAAGAACAAUUUGAUAUAGUGGUUGUAGGCGGAGGUAUUGUGGGGAUAACAACAGCAAUCAAUUUACAAAACAAAUAUCCAAAUGUUAAAAUAACAAUUGUCACUGAAAAAUUGUCACCGUAUACUACGGGCGAUGGAUCAGCCGGAUUUUGGAUGCCAUAUUUAUGCGGCUCAACGCCAAUUGAAAAAGUCUUAGAUUGGUCUAUUCCGACAUUAAAGCUAUUUCAUAAACUAUGGCGCUCAGAACUCGCAGAAGCAACAGGCGUAUCAUUUGUACCAGUAAUUUAUUUAUUUGAGAAAGACGAUGUAACACCAAAAUGGAUUCCAUAUUGUCAUGGUUCACUAGAUUUAUCGCCGGAUUUACUUAAAAAAUUAGGGAAAGAACAUGGUCGUAGUUAUCGUGAGGGUACUUUUUUUACAUCUUUCACUUGUGAACCGUCAAAAUUUUUACCCUAUUUAUUGAGACAAUUCUUUCAAAAUGGUGGUAAGCUUAUUUAUAGUCGGGUAACUAGUCUAUCAGAAGUGGCGGAAAAAUAUUCUGAUAAGACAAAAAAAGCAAAUGUCAUUGUAAAUUGUUGUGGACUUGGAGCAAGAACAAUUGUACCAGAUGAUGAAGUUUAUCCUAUUCGAGGACAAGUGGCAAGGGUUCAUGCACCGUGGCAAUUUCAUAUAAUUUGUAGUGAAGCAAACUACAUUAUUCCAAAUCAUAAUGCGGUAAUUCUAGGAGGUACAGCUCAAAAAAAUGAUUAUUCAACAGAAGUGUAUGAAGAGGAUACAAAAGCGAUAUUCGAUGGGUGCUCUGAACUAGUUCCGGGAUUGAAAAACAGUUCAAAACUACAAGAAUGGGUUGGACUUCGACCAGCACGUGACAGUGUACGUUUAGAAUUAGACAAAACACCAUCAAAAUAUGUGACUGAUAACAAUCAAAACUUGAUUUUGAUACAUAAUUAUGGUCAUGGUGGUAGUGGUGUCACACUCAGUUGGGGUUGUGCUAUCAAUGUUACUAAUCUGUUAGAAAAUACUUUGAUUGAUUUAUCAUUAUCAUCGUCAACUAAAUCCAAACAACAAGAAGAUACUUUCAGUAAUAUUCGCAGUCGUUUAUAGGUUUAUGGAAAAAAAAAACUAAGUGAUUUGGUUUUUUAUUUUGAUUUUUUUCUGUUACAAUGCCGUAUUAUUAUAUACAGA